Betta splendens (Siamese fighting fish) is the source of this 2410-nucleotide messenger RNA. RefSeq names its product poly(A) binding protein interacting protein 2B (gene paip2b). Gene Ontology annotation, molecular function: mRNA regulatory element binding translation repressor activity. Gene Ontology annotation, biological process: negative regulation of translational initiation. The transcript has 4 exons. Gene Ontology annotation, cellular component: cytoplasm. The record is from RefSeq and is a predicted model, not a curated record. Bases 272 to 667 code for a protein of 131 amino acids. NCBI's taxonomy places the organism in Eukaryota, Metazoa, Chordata, Actinopteri, Anabantiformes, Osphronemidae.
UUGUGAUAUCCGCACGCGGUGCUGUCGUUUAGCGCUUUGUGCGCCUUUUAAGCUGUUUUCGCCCUAACGUGUUUUCUGGGCUCACUGAGUGUAGCAGUUUCCAGCCCGUCAGUCGACUGCCCUUUGUUGUUUAACACACAGCUUUCACCUUAGGCCCGUUUAUUGACAGCUACGUGUACCUGUGCGCUCGCAGCCACCGUGGACUAGCCACUUAGCAUCACCUUGGCUCAAACCGCCCAGUCCUUCUCGCCAACUUUCAGAGCCAGCUGAGAUGAGCGGUCCCGAGGUGGCCAAGACACCAGGAGGCGGUGGUCCGGGCAAGGAGGGCAAGGAGCCGGUGGCCAAUGGGCACACGGGAGAGAGCAGCGACGCCAACCCCUUCGCUGAGUACAUGUGGAUGGAAAAUGAGGAGGAGUACAACAGACAGGUGGAAGAGGAGCUGUUAGAGCAGGAAUUCUUGGAGCGCUGCUUCCAAGAAAUGCUAGAGGAGGAGGACCAGGACUGGUUCAUCCCGUCACGUGACCUCAACAACCAGGGGGUGGCGCAGCUGCAACAGCAGCUCAACGGCCUGUCCGUCAGCGAUCACCACAGCAACCUGGAGGAAGUGGCAAGGAAGAGCAUCUUGAAUCCUGAAGCAAAGGAGUUUGUCCCGGGAAAGAAAUACUAGGAGUCCCCCUCACCCCCAUGGAGCCUCCACAUGCACAAACACAGACACACACCAGUCCUCACUUAUUCUCAGAGACUCUGGCAAUUGCAGCCACACACACACACACACACACACACACAUACACUCUGAUUAUCUUACAUAGACACACACGCUCAUCCCUACACUCUUGAAGUCAAUGGCGUGCUGGCAGGCCCAAUCGGGGGGUGGGGGGAUUUCUUUAAUUUUUUUUUCUUUAUUCUUUUUAUUUCCUGUUUGUUUCUUGUAAACUGAGGGACAGUGGGAACAGGGGUGGGGAAUCGGGGUGUAAUACCAGCACCGCUCUACAGUGCUAGUUCAUCAUUGCAUUUCACAUGACACUGAUGUUUACAGAGCAUGCAGAUGUCUUUGAAGCCCCUUUUGAACUGAGGCAGCUACCAGCGAGUGAUGUCAGGAUGAAAAAAAUCCAAACGUCUAAUAAAAACUAAACAGAACUUCACGUACUUGUAAAAUUGUUUGCUGUCUGAUUGAACAUUGCUUUUCAGAAUUAUAAGGAUUUUGUGACCGUGAUAAUAGAAUGACUAACAUUCAAGGGACUUGAUGGACGUCUGUCACUGCUCUGUAGACUUACACGGUCAGUCAAACCCGUCAGCGUUUGCCUCUAUGAUGUCAUGAGCUUUCUGCGACAUCACAGAUCUUGUGCAUCUGGAGAUGCAAGUUACUUUUAUCUUCAGCGGCACUGUUCCAGACCAAAUACAGACCCUGACGCUCCCUGAGUGAUCAGACAACACAUGGACAGAUUAAAUCAAUAAGUAACAUUGUUUACCCAAUCCAAGUUGGAAGUCCAUGUUUAUCUUUUGUCUAGGUUAUAAGAAAUUUAAAUUUCCCACUAUGAAAUUAACAUUAUCAAGAAAAUGCUACUUAGCAGGCGCAGAGCUUUUUUUUUUUUUUUUGGAACCUUAUUUUUUUGCCAUUGUUUUCUGCGUCCAUAACUUAAUUCUUCACUUAAAUUUGGAAUCAUGGAAUAUGAUGAAUUGAGUUAUUGAGGGAGUAUUUGGUCUGGAACCUAGACGCUGCCUCUUUCUGCCCAAACAGUUUCAAGUGUCCACAUCCAAAUCAGGUUUUCAAAUGGCCUCUCCUCCUCUUAUGUAAUUUCCUGUGUUUUUUGAGAAUGAGGCAUUUUGUGUCUCUACUGGGUACAGUAACCUGUGGUGUCCAUUCAGUACUAGCCAUAGGAAGAUACGUGUGGAGACAGUAUUGUCACAUCCAGUCCGAAUAUAGCAGUAACGAACAUGCGGCCUCCUUUAUGUUCUUCUCUUUGUAGGUUGAAUUUCUGGAGGAAGUUUUUUUUUUUUUUUUUUUCUUUAAACCACACGUCUUUACUCUGGUCUGCUUUUCCCUGAAACAUCAGCAUCUUUGAAGUUGUGAACCAAUCUGGAAAAGAACCGCUACCAACCCAAUGGCAAAUUGGUGUCCAUUUAAUUGAUUCUUGUUGUCACCAAGGAAACGUGACCAGAACAUGGAGAUAAUUAAGUCUUGGUUUAAUGAGAACUACCUUUAAUAGUGUUGGACCACAACCGUCGAAUGGCACCCUGGUGAAUCCGAUAGGAAUGUCCGCCAGGUGGAUUGUACAACAUGAAAUCAUUUUUGGUGAUUUUUUUUUGAGUUAGAAGACAGAGGCUGUUUAAAAAAAAGAGUUGAAGACACAGUAUAAAUUUCAAUACAAAGAAAAAUAAUGAAAAAAGGCAAAUAAAGAAGUUAAAGACA